UGAGCCGCGUUGCCAACUAAAAGAGCUCAACUCGCAAAUAAGUGUAAAUAAAUGCGUUAUUUCGGUGAGAUCGCGAGCUGAAGCUGAUGCCAUGCCACCGGCGUACGACCUUGGCCACUCCGGAGAGGCGUACCACCCCCUGGACACUGGCAGUGCUGGCGGCAAGGACGCCAGUGCCCCGAACUCCACCUCCGCCCAAAUCCGCCACCCGAUGGGAAUGCGGACGUCCUGGAUGCGGAUGUUCCGCCGCUACAAGCUGCCGGCGGUGCUCCUGAUGUUCCUGCUCCUCGUAUCCUGCCUUGCGUACCGAAUCCUCAGCACUGAGCAAGAUGCCCCACCCUUGGAUCUUCAUCGCAGCUCACCCCUUUUGGAUGCCUACGAGGAUUUUAGCGCCAUGAGGGCGGGAGAUUUGAAGAUGCGCAUCGAGGAGAUGGUGAGAAUCAAGAGCACCGUGUCUGUGGAGCUGCGCGAACUGGAAUCCCGUCGCCAGAAGCUGCAGUCGGACAUAAGUCAGUACAACCAGAAGAUCGAGGAGCUCAAGCAGGAGCUUCUCAGGGAGCAAACGGAGCUGGAGCGCCUCAAGAUCUCGGUGGAGCAGGCGCAGGUGGCCCAGCGAGAGGCAGUACAGCGGAAUACCCCAGAUUUGGCACUGCCCCGCUCUCUCCUACCCAACACACUGCCCAGGAAGAUGAAUUCCAUCUCUGGAGGGAUGGCAGCCAGCUGCGAGAUGCACAACUGCUUUAAUCACUCCCGCUGCAGUCUAACCUCCGGAUUUCCCGUCUAUCUGUACGAUCCAGACGAGCACAGUGUUCAGCGAAAGGGCUACGAUAUCGAUGGUUUCCUAAAGACCACUCUAAAACAAACGUUAGGAUACAAUGCCCACAUAGUCAAGGAUCCCAAGCAUGCCUGCAUCUAUUUGGUGCUGGUGGGAGAGGCUCUGCUCGAGCAGGAUCUGCUGCGAAACAAUCGCUAUGCGGCGCAGGAGGCGGAGCAUCAGCAGCCGUCCACACCCAGCCAGGCAAACGACUGCCCCGUGGACUUGGAGAAGCUCUACAGCCUGCCCUAUUGGGGCGGCGAUGGACGCAACCAUGUGCUGCUCAACUUGGCCAGGCGAGAUCUCACCUCGCAUCGCACGAAUCCGCUGUACAAGCAGAACACAAUGCGAGCCAUUGUGGUGCAGAGUGCAUUCGAAAGGGAUCAGUUCCGUGCGGGCUAUGACCUAAUUGUGCCGCCCAUUUUGGGUCCUCCGGGCGGAGAUGUGUGGCAGGAGUGCGCGGGAAUGGUGCCGGCCAGAAGGAAAUACCUGCUCAGUUACCAGGGAGAACUGAGGCCCAAACAGAGCGGUCUUAACCCUUUGGAUGCCUUUAUUCUGGAGCACCUGGCGGAUAUGGCCAAGGGCGCCACCCAGGAUCAGUUUGUCCUGCAAUUCCAGUGCAUCCCGGCCACGGAGCAGCAAGAGGGGGAUUCCCUGCCGGAUUGGACGCUCUGUGGCUCGGAUUCCUCGCGCCGGCAGUUGCUCAAGGACUCGACAUUUUCUCUGAUCCUUCCCCCGCUGAAUGGCCGUGUUUCCUCCACUCUAAUGCUGGCCAGGAUCUAUGAGGCUCUUCGCUCGGGAGCUGUGCCCGUAAUCCUCGGCGCAGAUGAGCUGCGUUUGCCCUACGCCGAGACUCUGGAUUGGAGGAGAUCGGCUAUCUUGUUACCAAAAGCUCGGAUCACAGAGCUGCACUUCCUGUUGCGAGCAGUUCAGGAUGUGGAUUUACUGCUGCUGCGACGACAGGGGCGACUCAUUUGGGAGCGCUACCUGAGCUCCGUUCAGGCCACCGUGGACACAGUGAUUGCCAGUUUGCGGGAUCGCCUGGGCAUUCCGCCACGACCAGUGCCCUCGGUGAUAGCACAGAGUGUUUUUAACAGCACCUUUAUUCCGCUAAAAUCCGAUCCCCCAGUUGGUUUGGAUACGGAACCCGAGGAGUCGCUGGGCCCCAUUGAACCACCCUAUCCCAGUCCCGCUUUUCGGCGCAACUACACCAUACUGCGGAUGCAGGCGAAGGAGGCCUGGAACGAUUGGUUGGAUCCCUUUUACCUAUACCCCCAGCUACCCUUCGAUCCUGCGCUGCCCUCGGAAGCCAAGUUCAUGGGCUCGCACACCGGCUUUCGUCCGAUUGGCAAGGGACUCGGUGGAGCUGGCAAGGAGUUUGGCGAGUCACUGGGCGGAAACUAUCCGCGCGAGCAGUUCACCAUUGUGAUGCUAACGUACGAACGAGAGCAAGUCCUGAUGGACUCACUGGGCAGACUGUAUGGACUGCCCUAUCUGCACAAAGUGGUGGUGGUUUGGAAUUCCCCAAAGCCUCCAUUGGAUGACCUACGCUGGCCGGACAUUGGGGUGCCGGUGGCCGUGCUGCGGGCUCCCAGAAACUCACUGAACAACCGAUUCCUGCCAUUCGAUGUGAUUGAAACCGAGGCAGUGCUCUCCGUGGACGACGAUGCCCAUUUGCGGCACGACGAGAUACUCUUCGGCUUUCGAGUGUGGCGAGAGCAUCGCGACAGGGUAGUGGGAUUCCCAGGACGCUAUCACGCCUGGGAUCUGGGCAAUCCCAAUGGCCAGUGGCACUACAACUCCAACUACAGCUGCGAACUUAGCAUGGUGCUGACGGGAGCGGCGUUUGUGCACAAGUACUAUCUCUACCUGUACACCUACCACCUGCCGCAGGCGAUUAGGGAUAAGGUGGACGAGUACAUGAAUUGCGAGGACAUAGCCAUGAACUUCCUCGUCUCGCAUAUAACGCGGAAGCCACCGGUUAAGGUGACCUCCCGCUGGACGUUCCGCUGCCCCGGUUGCCCGGUUUCCCUCAGCGAGGACGACACCCACUUCCAGGAGCGGCACAAGUGCAUCAACUUCUUCAGCCGGGUGUUCGGCUAUACGCCGCUGCUGAACACCCAGUACCGGGCGGACUCCAUUCUCUUCAAGACUCGCAUACCGCACGACAAGCAAAAGUGCUUCAAGUACAUCUAGUCGUAAAACUGAUCCCAGAACCCCAAAUUCCGACAACGGCGGCCACUUCACUUACCUUAACGAAGUGAUCACCAGCUGAAUGACUCCUAGAUGUAAGUAAAACUUAUCAGGCAUGUUCCGGUUUUCACAAAUUUAAUAUCUAGCUAAAACUAAGUUCAAAUUGACAGACCCCCUUAAAUCUAAAGUAUUCAGGGUUCGGAAAUUGACACACAUGUUAAAAACAUGAAAAAUUGUAUUUUACAGUGUGAGCAAAAUUGUUGACAUGUGUGUCAAAUACAAAAGUGCUAAAAAUAAUUG
Messenger RNA from Drosophila takahashii, 3307 nucleotides. RefSeq names its product exostosin like glycosyltransferase 3 (gene botv). Gene Ontology annotation, cellular component: membrane. Gene Ontology annotation, molecular function: glycosyltransferase activity. The record is from RefSeq and is a predicted model, not a curated record. NCBI's taxonomy places the organism in Eukaryota, Metazoa, Arthropoda, Insecta, Diptera, Drosophilidae.